GGUGAAGACUAAAAGGAUAUAAGGAAGGGGACUCACGGUUUUACAGGUGCGGCAUACGACGACCAACAGAAUAUUCGGACCGCAGAACGGCGACACAAUGCUGUUCGGUGUCUCAGACAAGGAAUGUUGUACGUUUCCUUUUCCUCUCUUGUCACCCUCCGCUUUAACUAAUUUACCUAUACCUCUACAAAUUACAUGAAAACAAACUUUACCUGACCAAUAUAAUCACAAUUUUCAUUUAUCUUCCAAGACAUUUACCAUACAUAAAUACACAAGUGCGGCGCACACUUUCUUGCGCGGAUUGCAAAAUUCUUUCAUCUCUCAAUUUUUAAAUUUGUGUUAAGUGUUUUUUGUUUUAGUUUUAUUCAAAAAAAAAAAAAAAAAAAUUGUGCAGAACGAAGGAAUAAAAAAUUGUGAGACGAAUGGAUUAUAAUAAUAAUAAUUGAAGAACAAUAUUAUUAAAAUGUGUUAAUUUUUAAAAAUAGCUGUUACUUCAAUUAAUAAGUUUCUCGAUUUGAAUUUAUUGAAGAUCGAAGAUGAGGUACGUUAUCAUAAUUAUUGGCAUCCUGUCAACAAGUAUCGCUCAAGAUGCCAAUGAGUGUGAUAGAAAUUGGCAUAAUUUAGAAACUGAAGAAUCGUCGAGAUUAAAUUGCGGUCCUAUGUUUGAAAGACGUUGUCAAUGCGAAAGAAUAUGUUUCGAACGAGAACACAAAUUUGUAGUUAAUUGCACCAAUGCUGGAUUUACAACAACUGCACCAUUGUCCUAUUUGCCAAAUAAAACUCAGGUUUUACUUUUUACGGGAAAUAAUAUAAAUACACUGCCACCAAAUAUUUUUGGUACUCUUGAUUCAUUCCCGGAUUUGGAAAUAAUUGACAUGUCAAAUAAUCAUAUUAAAAUAAUUAAAGGACAAUCUUUUCAUCAUGUCAGAAAUGUGAGACGAUUAAUAUUGGAUUUUAACGACAUUUCUUUGGAUCCUGCUAGAAGUCAUCCAAGAAUUUUCUCUAAUUUCAUCUCUCUUGAAGAACUUCAUCUCACGGACGCUUUUGAAGAUUCGCCAAACCCGAAAGAAUUGGCCUCAACACUUCACGAUAUUUUUGUAAAUAGUAAUCUGACAAAGUUACGUAAAUUGCAUUUGGAGCAAAAUGAAAUUUCAGAAUUUCGUGAUUCCAAUGUUUUUUGUGAUCUAUCAAAUCUUUGGGAUUUGCAUCUUGGUGAUAAUCAAUUGACUGCUUUACAUUUUAAUUUAUCCUGUCUACAUAAUUUACGAUUUUUGGAUCUUCAACGUAAUAGAUUCACAAGAAUAUUGGAACGUGAUUUACAUACUUUGGAUACAUUUGCAAAACACAAUCAAUCUGUAACUGUUGAUUUCACAUGGAAUCCAUUUGAAUGUAAUUGUAAAUUAAAUCCUUUUAUCAAAUGGAUGAAUAAGACAAAGAUCAUAAUUAGAAAUAAGGAAAAUUAUACGUGUAAAAAAGAUUAUAAAAUGAAAAUUCACUUAACAAAAGACUGCGCGCCAACAUUGAGAGGAGUUUCCAGACAUUCUGGAACAACUGUACUCCUUUGUUUAUUAUCACUUUUGGUAAUUUCACUUGUUGGUGGAUUUAUUUAUAUGCAACGAGCAGAACUGAAAAAGAAAUUUGAACCCGUGCUCGAUUCUAUGAAUAAAAGAGUACGCUAUACGACAAUAGCAACUGGUGAAACUAGAGAAGUAGAUGUAUAAACAAACAUUUUAAAAAAGGGAGUUAAAAAAGUUUAAAAUUUUUUAAUACUUAAAAAAAAUAAACUAAUAAAAAAAAAUCGAGUAAAGAAAUUAAUGAAAAAAAUGAAUCUCGAAACUUAAAAAUUAAACAAAAUUUAAAGUUUGAGUUAUUAACUUUUUUUUAACUUGAAUUAAAAAUAACUGAAUUCAUAACUGAAUUAAGAUUCAUUUAUUUUUAAAUCACAUUUAGUUGAACUACAUUAAUAAUAACUUUGUUGACAAUUAAUGUGAUAUGUGUAUAUUUUAUAUUUUGAAAUUAUUCCGUUAUUGUGAAAUAAUAGAUAUUUAUAUUCACUUUCUUUUAGAAUUUAAUCGUAGGAACAAAAUUUUAUUUUAAGUAUUUUAUUAAAUAUUUACUAAAAAUUCAUUAUUUUUUUUUCUAUAUUUAUACUAUUUUUGAUAACAAAGAGAAAAUUCUAAAAUUUAUCAACGAGUGCUAAUAGUUUACUAUAUUAUUGUUAAAAAUAAAUAAUAGUCAUAUAUAAAAUAUUUAAGAAUUUAAAAAUGCAAAUAAAAGACUAAGAGUAAAUUAA
Molecule: messenger RNA, 2293 nt
Organism: Leptopilina boulardi
Lineage: Eukaryota; Metazoa; Arthropoda; Insecta; Hymenoptera; Figitidae
Product: toll-like receptor 4
Exons: 5
Coding region: 537-1721 (394 amino acids)
Cellular component (GO): membrane
Molecular function (GO): protein binding
Source: RefSeq, a predicted model, not a curated record